AUGGCCCAGGCGAUUGGACUCCUGUCAGGCUACAGCCAAGGAAUGGCCUCCAAAGGCCUGUCCUUUUCUACGGACGGAAAAGACUCGUUUACUUCCCCGGCGGCAUACAAAGCAAAUACAAGUUCUUGGGUCCACGUAUUCCCAGAAGCCUGUUGCCACCAGAGUCAGGAGAGCGGCUUGCGCUACUUCAAAUGGGGCAUAUCGCGGCUCAUCCUCGAAAGUGACCCGGCUCCAGAAUUCAUCCCAAUGUUUAUUCAUGGCACUCAAGAUAUAAUGCCAGAGGACAGGGGUUUCCCCAGGUUCCUGCCUCGCAUAGGCAACAAGAUACGCGUUGUCAUCGGAGAACCAGCCCGUGUCGACACCGUAUUUGGUCGCCAACGCGCAAAAUGGAAGCAGCUCGUGGACAAGGGUGAUCCAGACCUUCUCACUCACGGCCGUGAGGUUGUUCAGCUGAGAAUCCAGGUCGCAAAGUUGGUACGAGACGAGGUUGCGAAACUGCGAGAAAGCAUAGGCUUGCCGCCUGAGCAAGACGAAACAGCCGCGCUGGCCGAGACUUGGUCCAAAGAGCCCAACAAACGAAAGUUCAAAAGCCCAGUUGAUGGCAGCCUUGUCAAUAGAGUCUAA
Molecule: messenger RNA, 624 nt
Organism: Metarhizium album ARSEF 1941
Lineage: Eukaryota; Fungi; Ascomycota; Sordariomycetes; Hypocreales; Clavicipitaceae
Product: tafazzin
Exons: 1
Coding region: 1-624 (207 amino acids)
Biological process (GO): inner mitochondrial membrane organization; cardiolipin acyl-chain remodeling
Cellular component (GO): mitochondrial membrane
Molecular function (GO): 1-acylglycerophosphocholine O-acyltransferase activity
Source: RefSeq, a predicted model, not a curated record